AUGGAGGAAGUCACCUGGAGAGUCUGGGUGAGUCCGGUCAGAGAGACCGCAGAGAAGCACUUUUAUGUCCGUGACUGCUCGUGUGCUGCGCUGUCCAGUCUGGUGUUGGUUCUCCUGGGACUGCUGGGCUCGGUCCACGGCUGUCCUGGUGUCUGCACAUGCUAUGGUAACACCACUGACUGCUCCGCUGUGGGCCUUCUCUCUCUGAAGCCCAUCCUGGGACUGCUGGACCAGGACUCUCUGAUCCUCCGCCUACCCCACAACAACCUGUCGUCCCUGGGCACGGCCGACCUGUCCAACCUCAGCAGCCUGGACCUCCUGGAUCUCUCCCAGAAUCACUUUUCCACCCUGCAGCCUGGGGCUUUCUCGGGCCUGAGUGGCCUGCAAGUCCUCCAGGACGGAAGCCAAGGGAGCGUUGGCCUGAGCAGGGACGUUUUCAGGGGGCUGUGGCGGCUGCGGGGGCUCGACCUGUCCUCCAACGGCCUCCUGUGGCUGCCCAAAGGCAUGCUGGACGGGCUUCAGAGACUCGCCUGGCUGUCCUUGGCCAGCAACCGGCUGGCGGCCCUGGACAGAGUCACCUUCGAGCCCCUGGUGGGGCUACAGCAGCUCCGCCUGGCGGGAAACCCCUGGGAGUGCGACUGCAAGCUGAGAGACUUCAAGCACUGGAUGGAGUGGAUGAUUUACAGGGAUGGGCAGGUAGAUGCGAUGCAGUGCAGUCUCCCGGGGGAUCUGAAGGGCAGGGACAUCCGCAGCGUGCCAGCAGAGAUGUUCAGCUACUGCCUGCCGUCUGUGACCAAAGAGGGCGCGCCGGGCUACGCCACGCGCCCUCCGUGCCCGCCCGGCCGCAUCAGCGGCAACGACGAGUGCAUCCGCCAGCGCUACCGGCCCGUCAGCGUCCGGCGAGCGCAUGGCACGCAGAUCGUCGCGGGCGUGAUUUGCGGCACGGUGUGCGUCAUGAUGGUGGUGGCGGCGACGUACGGCUGCGUCUACGCCUCCCUGAUGGCGCGCUACCAGAGGGAGAUGAAGAGUCGCGGGCAGCCGCUGAUGGCCGAGUCCGGAGGAGACACGGACCUGGAGGACGGGGAGGUGUCCUCGCCGACCUCUCCGCGGGAGUCGCCGCCCAAAGAGGGCUGCGGCAUCGUGCACGGAUAUCGAAUCAGCAGCUUCUGACCAGGACGCUCUGGU
Perca flavescens (yellow perch) is the source of this 1185-nucleotide messenger RNA. Its product is annotated as leucine-rich repeat and transmembrane domain-containing protein 2-like. Lineage: Eukaryota; Metazoa; Chordata; Actinopteri; Perciformes; Percidae. Gene Ontology annotation, cellular component: plasma membrane. The record is from RefSeq and is a predicted model, not a curated record. The coding region runs from base 1 to 1170 and encodes 389 amino acids. Gene Ontology annotation, molecular function: protein binding. The transcript has 4 exons.